Knipowitschia caucasica is the source of this 1386-nucleotide messenger RNA. The record is from the annotation of a GenBank genome assembly. Lineage: Eukaryota; Metazoa; Chordata; Actinopteri; Gobiiformes; Gobiidae.
AUGGUCUCCCACCUGUCCGUAGUGACCACUGGCGUGAUCGAAGAGGCGAUGCGUCGCAAAAGGCUUCAGAGAAGUCAAGGCCAGGAGGAGUUGCCAGCCCUAAGCCCUGCUGGAGACCGUCAAGGCCAGGAGGAGUUGCCAGCCCUAAGCCCUGCUGGAGACCGUCAAGGCCAGGAGGAGAGGCCAGCCCUUAGCCCUGCUGGAAACCGUGACACAGCCGCAGCUGCCACCCUCCCUUCCACUCGUGCACCAUGUGCACAAUGCCAAAGGCUAAAGGAGGAACUGGCCAUCACCAAGAAGUUUUUGGCUUGCCAAAUGGAGAACAAGAAGUUAAAAAAUAUGAAUAGUGCAGAAAUCCAAAAAGACAGCCUAAUGCAGUCCUCAAAACAUUCUUGGUUCAUACAGAACUCUCCUGCCCUGAUUACAAAGGCGCUAGACCAACUGAAGAGUGACCCCAAAUCAACAUGGUCCCUGCUUCGCUUUUUCAGCCUCCUGGGAGGGUACCUCAUAGCGACCACUGGACACCGUAAGGGUGUCCUGGUCAAUAUGCUGGUCACAGAGCUCCAGGAGGCCGUAAAAGUAUCCCGAGGGCGCAGGGUGAUAAGGGUGAAGCAACAUAAAACGCAGCGCUACUUUGGGGAAGCGUCGAUACCCUUGAGGGCUGACGAGUACAGGUGGCUGCACACGUAUAUUGGCAUCAGGGGUGAAGUGGAAGUUGGCUCAGCCUGCACCUUUUUCCACAUCUCCAGUGGACAGCCAUUGUUAAAGCUGCCCACAUAUUUCAAAAAUCAGUGGGAAAGGUUCGGGCUGGGCCCUGCACCCAACUUCAACAUGCUGAGAUCGUCUGUGGCAACUUAUUCAAAGAGGCAGCACGGGAGGAAGUGCUACGAGAGGGUUGCCACAUUCAUGUGCCACGACCCCAUAACGGCCAAAAGGUUUUACCAAGCCUCUGAUCCAGCAGAGGAAGCCUUUAAUAGCAGGACCUUGACUAUCAUGGCUGUCUCGUCCUAUGCGGGCAAUCACACUUCAACAGAGUCGUCCGACGACUGGAAACCUCCCAAAAGGAAAAUUCGCCACCCGUUACCGGAGGAGGAGGAGGAACAACUCCGACAGGGACUCAGUCCGGAGGAGGAGGGACUCCGACAGGGACUCAGUCCGGAGGAAGAGGAGGAGGAAGAAGAGGGACUCCGACAGGGACUCAGUCCGGAGGACGAGGAGGAAGAGGGACUCCGACAGGGACUCAUGCCCUUUAUGGGGAAAAGAGGAAGAGAUCUGAGGAGGAAGAGGGACAUAAUCAGGAGGCUGAGCAAGGACUCCGACUCCGUCUGGAGGCUGAGGGGGGGACUGGGUCCGGAGGCUGAGGAGGGGACUGGGUCCGGAGGCUGA